Brienomyrus brachyistius is the source of this 4340-nucleotide messenger RNA. It is a transcript of the gene syt3, whose product is annotated as synaptotagmin III. The record is from RefSeq and is a predicted model, not a curated record. Bases 818 to 2554 code for a protein of 578 amino acids. Gene Ontology annotation, biological process: regulation of dopamine secretion; regulation of calcium ion-dependent exocytosis; cellular response to calcium ion. Gene Ontology annotation, molecular function: SNARE binding; calcium-dependent phospholipid binding; phosphatidylserine binding. Gene Ontology annotation, cellular component: membrane. Lineage: Eukaryota; Metazoa; Chordata; Actinopteri; Osteoglossiformes; Mormyridae. The transcript has 12 exons.
CCUCUGCUGUCUAAGCCGGCUGCUCCGGUCCAUUCCUUACCACUCUUUCCACACCCUCCUCCUCCUCCUCCUCCUCCUCCUGCUCCUCCCGUUGGUGCUCUGCCUUUCUCCCCUCUAUAUACAUCAGCAUGUCUUCAGUACAGGUAGCGAUAUACGGUCUGUGAAGACGACAUCCCGCUUAAUAUUCUGGACACGGGAAGGGGUGUUGAAACCAGGAGAAGACUCCAGGCAGGAGGAUCGCUUUCGGGGGAAUAAAGAGCGAAAAAGGACAUGUGGGCCACUGACAGCAUCGUUGCUCGCCUGUUGGGCUGCUUCCCCAGUCAUUUUUGCUUUAAUCCCUGGUGCUGAACAUCGCGCCGCGCAUCUCUGUAUGAGGGGAUGCCUGAGAAAAAGCGAGAUCGGCGAGGUAAAGUCUUGGAGCCGUCAACGGAUGUUUUUUGAACCCUGCAGUGAAUCAAGACGCCAGCACAUCAUUAAGGCUGAACUGUAGCCGGAACAGUCCAGAAGCCUCAGAGAGCCCUUGCGGUUCCUGUGCCCUGCUUUAGCCAGUGCCUGGAUUGCUGAGAACCUCCUGGGCAUCCUUGUCCUAGGAGUGGUGUUCAUGUUGCUCUUUUUGGCUGGCAGACCUGGGCGCCUGCAGGAAGCUCCGCACAGGCGUGAUGACCUGACCGUUCCAUCCUGAGCACCACCCCUUUAACCAGCCUGGCCACUUCCAGCGAGCCCCUCUGAUUGGUUUCAGAUAGAGUGGGUGGGUUCUCUGUCUGCAGGAAGCUUUGGAUUGGGUAGCGUGGCGGACGGGGGCGAUGCUGAUUGGAGGAUGUCGGGCGACUGGGAUGAAGACAUAUGUAAGAAGGCCCUCAUGCUGGUGGAGGAGCUGUGCUUCCACAUGCCCGGUGGUUACAGUCAAAACGAGCGCUGCCAGGAGUUCAUCUACCUGCUGAGAGGCCGCAACCGGCAGGUGGACACAGAGAUCUCCGUCAGCCUCCUGUCCGUCAUCGUCACUUUCUGCGGCAUCGUACUGCUCUCCGUCUCCUUAUUUGUCUCGUGGAAACUAUGUUGGCUACCCUGGCGGGACAAGGAAGGCGGGGGCCUCAGCCUGACCUCAGGGCUCCUCCCAGGUGGGGGGGGGCUGGGCAGCUCCUCCCUGCUGCCCCCGCUCCUGCAAAGGAAGGAUACGCACUCGUCCUCCUCACUCUUCCCCUCCCUUCAGCCCACCCAGCAUCACCCAAACUUGUCUGACCUGCUAGGCGGGGCUGAGAGGGCCGAGGGUAUUGCGGGGGGUCCUGAGCGGCCCCCUAUUGGAGGCGUGGCCGGUGUCCCACAAGACCUGCAGGAACACGCCUACUUGGACAUGGACUGCUACCCUAACACCACUGGGGGGGGGCUGAAGCUGAGCCACACCUCCCCGGAGCUGCCCCCAGCGUCCGAAACAAGCUGCGCCCCACAGCCCCCCAGAGAGCUGCCUAACACCCAGCCCCAGCAGCAGGUGGUGGCCCGGUCAGUGCUGCCCAGUAGCCCCCGGCCAAUAAACCACCAGCUCCCCAGCCCAGAUUUCCAUGCUGAGGAGAAGAGUGAGCAGGUGACAAGUAUCGGGCAGAUCAAGCCAGAGCUGUACAAGCUGCGCCAGGCUGAGCAGGGUGAGGGCAAACCUGGAGAGGCCUGCGGAAAAAUCAGCUUCUUGCUGCGUUACUCCUACAACACUGAGCAGCUAGUUGUCAAGAUCCUGAAAGCUCUGGACCUUGCAGCCAAAGAUUCCAAUGGCUUCUCUGACCCUUACGUGAAGAUCUACCUGCUCCCAGACAGGAAGAAAAAAUUUCAAACUAAGGUCCACAGGAAGACCCUCAAUCCUGUCUUCAAUGAGACAUUCCAGUUUAGCGUCCCGUUUGCUGAGCUUCAUUCCCGGAAGCUGCACUUCUCCGUCUACGACUUUGACCGCUUCUCCAGGCACGACCUCAUUGGGCAGGUGGUUGUGGACAACCUGCUGGACUUCAGUGAGGGACUGGGUGAGAAGCCGGUAUGGAGGGACAUCGUGGAGGGGACCUCGGAAAAGGCGGACCUGGGCGAGCUGAAUUUCUCCUUGUGCUACCUGCCCACAGCUGGCAGACUCACGGUCACCAUCAUCAAGGCCUCCAAUCUGAAGGCCAUGGAUCUCACUGGCUUUUCAGACCCAUACGUGAAGGCCUCUUUGAUAUGUGAGGGCCGGAGACUCAAGAAAAGAAAGACGUCCAUAAAGAAGAACACUCUGAACCCGACCUACAAUGAGGCCCUGGUGUUUGACAUCCCUCACGAGAACAUCGACAAUGUAUCCAUCAUCAUAACUGUCAUGGAUUAUGAUUGCAUUGGCCACAAUGAGGUGAUAGGGAUGUGUCGUGUGGGGGGGGACGCUGAGGGCCCCGGCCGGGAGCACUGGACUGCCAUGCUGGGCAACCCCCGUAAACCCAUCGAGCACUGGCACCAGCUGGUGGAGGAGAAAACAAUGAACACCUACGUGUCCAAGAGCGCGAUGGCCUCCAGCAAGCCUCAUAUUGUGGUGGAGAGUCCACACUCAGAGUAGAGAGCUGACCCCGGGACUGCCACUGAACACGCCGCUGAACACGCCGCUGAACACGCCGCCUGGAGGACUUCGACCGAUCAAACACACACAUGAACAGCACACACAGUGGGAUGUACAUUUACAGUCACGGGAAGGCGUGUUUGAGGGUGACGGUCCUUUGUGGAUCAGGACCCACGAGGGACGUCUUAACUGUUUCUAACUGCCUCAUUUCAUUCCAGGGGACUGUCUGUCACUCCUCGGAUGGACUCACUUCCACGAUUCACACGUGUAAAUAUAUACACACAUGAAGCACAUUGACAUGUAUUCAUCAUUUACCAGGAAUCCAUUUACUGUUUAUCAUUGGCUUUUAACAUUAAAAGCCUUUCAUACUAGCAGAAUUAUUAAGUGUGGAAGAAAUUAACCAUAGAACUGAUGUGUUGUGGUCUUCCUCCCAUUUGAACUAAUCGGUGGAUCUCACUCAUCAGGGGGAACCAUAUUUGCCUUGACUUUUUGCCCGGGGGACCCAGAAAAUGAUGCACCUGCUUGCUUGUCUUCAGAAGCUGUAGAAACAAAACCCUUUGGACAGAAUUUCACUUAAUAUUUUAUGUUUACCUUUAAAUUGAAUAGUCUCUUGAACACCCUCUUUCAUUUCAAAAGAAAACACCGUAGGGUGUGUAGGGUGGGGGGUGUCGCCGUUUUCUGUGUGUAUCUCUGUGCUUGUGUAUCGCGUGUGUGUAUCAGUCUGUGCGUCUCUGUGUUUUGUGUCACCUUGUGUGUGUCUCUACCGUUCACUGUGUCCCCCUCCACCCCAUCUUGGAGUGAAGCUAUUGUUCAGUCUGUGUUUGUGUGUAGACCUCAUACCCUAACUGGGGGGGGGGAGGGGGGGGCAUCUCCCAUUCAGGCACUACCCAGAGCCACACCCAUAUGCAGACAGCUCUGCCCUGGGCCUCUGUGUAAGUGUGGUGGCCCUCUGUGUAAUUUCACAAGCCCUGAUGUGUGUUCUGGUGUGAGGGCAAACGAUUGAUUUGCCAAACCAGCAAAAGCCAACAUGAGCCUGGGGAAGGGGGUGGGGGGAUCUUCAACCAGUGAUUCAGCUACUAUAGUGUGACCCCCAGAUAAGCAAAUGUUCAUGUUUAGAUUCAUAUUUCACUGGAAUAAUUUAACCCAUGUGCAAUGGUACUGUCCAACCUGGCACUUUCGUCACAGCUUUGGUAUUACCUGUCGGUGUGAUGUCACUUGUCUGUCCCCCAGCUGUCUGUGUGAUGUCACCUCUGUCCCUGAGCUGUCUGUGUGACAUCACCUGUCUCCCACGUAUGUGUGUGACAUCAUGUGUCUGUGAUGUCAGCUGUGUGUCAUUUUUGUCCCCCAGUUGUCUGUGACGUCAUAUGUUACUCUCACCCCCUUCUCCUUUGUCCCAGUGGCUCAGAAAGGCUUUGGUGAAACAUGUUUGCAUGCUCACAUCAGCAUGAAUGAUGUCAGUUCCAGACAAUGAAAAUAUGAUUCUCAAAGAAAGUCAUAAGAAACUUACUGUACCAGGACUACCAAUGAAUACUUAAAAAAAGUCAUGAUUACCAGGAAGAAAACAUUGUUAGUACUGUAUAGUGUAAAAUACUGUAUCCUCAAAAUGGUAUUUCUGAUUGUUAAGUUGUUGUGGAUUUUUAAAAUUUCCUUUUAAAUGGACUUUUUUAUGAGUUGAAUGUUUUGAAACAGAGACCAGCAGUGAAUUUGUGGAAUUGACCAGUUUUCGCAGUGUCACUAAUAGCGAGUGUGGCUGUGUGUCCAAGCUGAAAUAAAGAUGAUGAUGACA